AUGUUAUGUUGGCUUCUAAAAAGUAAAGUAAAUGAGCAGGAAAGUCGACACGAGUACAAAGAAAGUGGAAAUUUACUUGCACAGUUUAAGAAUGCCACAUUUUGCCAAUUUUCACCGAUUCAUGACAUCAGCAUCAUCCAACCUGUUCUUUUGAUAAGUCGUACUUACAAAACGACUAUAGAAUUUGUAUAUGUGCGAAUAGGGGGAUAUUUAAAUGCUUAUUUACCUUUCUUAAUAGAAGCAGAUGCACUUCUUUGGGAAUCUCGAGUUGUUCAAACACCAGAGACACCAUCUUCUUUUUUAAUUUUUUGCUUCCUUAAAAUCGGUAAUUUGUUUACACCAUGGAUUGGGGCUUAUGAGUAUUCUGCGUUACCUCAUUUUAAAAAAUAUUCGUAUCUACUCUACUGCUUCUUUUAUUUAAGGUUGUGUGUUCGACAAGGAGUUUUUAAAAUAAUUGCUGACAAGAAUUUUCCUGCUUUACUAAACCAGCUGAGUUUUCGUUUAAAGGGAUUGACAAUUUUAGCUCAAGCCGAUUACUUGGAUCAAAUUAAUUACUCUGUCGUUACUAACCCCAAAAAACCAUCAAGACUCUUACACGUCAGGAAGGAUAAUGCCACAGAUGAACACAUCACUUCAGUACAUCUCGACAAAUCUAGUCCUAUCAGGUGA
Molecule: messenger RNA, 669 nt
Organism: Echinococcus granulosus
Lineage: Eukaryota; Metazoa; Platyhelminthes; Cestoda; Cyclophyllidea; Taeniidae
Exons: 5
Coding region: 1-669 (222 amino acids)
Source: RefSeq, a predicted model, not a curated record